Molecule: messenger RNA, 5204 nt
Organism: Haliotis rufescens (red abalone)
Lineage: Eukaryota; Metazoa; Mollusca; Gastropoda; Lepetellida; Haliotidae
Exons: 12
Coding region: 182-4906 (1574 amino acids)
Source: RefSeq, a predicted model, not a curated record
AAAUGUCUAUUUGAACAGGGUCAAUGAGAGUGACUAUAGAACCACCUACUACAUCAGAACGAGGCGACCAGUGUUAUAUCAUUUUCCGGAAUACCUGGUGCCAAUAAAUUAAGGCGUGGGGUGUCGGGUGGUAUUAAAGCUUGUGUUGCCCUGGACAUUCAAACACAAUAUAGCCACGGCCAUGCCCCCACCACUGUGGGUACUCCUAGUGGGAUUAUCCAUUUCGCAAGUAUUACACGUGGAGGCCGCCCCGCUCUCCCCUCUCACGUGCUACACGUGCGAUGACCCUGAUGACCCCGACGACUGCGUAUUUGAUGAAGUCACGUGCGAGCCGGACGAGGUGUGCUACUCCGUGCUGAGAAAGGACAGAGGACAUCUUCAUCACCACCUAGGAUGCAUGAAACAAGAGACCUGCUACCAACAGGAGGGCAACAACACCGACAGGUGCGACUCCGGGGCCUUCCUCGAGGGUGACCGCUGUGCAUUCUGCUGCCAGAAACACCUCUGUAAUGUCGACGCUGUCAUCAUGGAAGAGGUACCGACGGCCGAGACCCUGGUCACUGAUGGAGCAAAGAUAGCCGGAGAUGGACACACGGAGGGACAUCGGUGCUAUGUGUGCGAUGGCGAGACGGACAAUGCUCAGUGUAGUCAACCAGACCACCUACACACCUGCCCUGACAACGCAACGGCUUGUCUCACCACUGUGUACUAUGGAUCCAGGAGUUCCGUCAUCACGAAGACGUGUUCCAAGUUGCAGUCAUGUAUGAACCUACAAGAAAACAACGACGGCGACUGUUGGGAUGAAGAUGAGGCGUAUGGAAAGUGUUCUUACUGCUGCGAGGGACCCGGAUGCAACAAGGCAGUGAUACCAGGGAUAGGUGAUGAGAGUGCUGAAGACAACGUUGCCCCUCCCCCCGGUGCCCACCAUGCAUCAAAGGAUAACCACCCACACCCCGGAGGGCCCGCAAGCAAGGGGCGACCAGGAAGCAAGGAAGUUAGGCAUUCCUCUGGAAGCAAGUCAAUUAAGCAUCCCUCUGGAAGCAAGGAAAUUAAGCAUCCCUCUGGAAGCAAGGAAACAAAGCAUCCCUCUGGAAGCAAGGAAAUUAAGCAUCCCUCUGGAAGCAAGGAAAUUAAGCAUCCCUCUGGAAGCAAGUCAAUUAAGCAUCCCUCUGGAAGCAAGGAAAUUAAGCAUCCCUCUGGAAGCAAGUCAAUUAAGCAUCCCUCUGGAAGCAAGGAAAUUAAGCAUCCCUCUGGAAGCAAGUCAAUUAAGCAUACCUCUGGAAGCAAGGAAACUAAGCAUCCCUCAGGAAGCAAGUCAAUUAAGCAUCCCUCUGGAAGCAGGUCAAUUAAGCAUCCCUCUGGAAGCAAGGAAAUUAAGCAUCCCUCUGGAAGCAAGUCAAUUAAGCAUCCCUCUGGAAGCAAGGAAAUUAAGCAUCCCUCUGGAAGCAAGUCAAUUAAGCAUCCCUCUGGAAGCAAGUCAGUUAAGCAUCCCUCUGGAAGCAAGUCAAUUAAGCAUCCCUCUGGAAGCAAGUCAAUUAAGCAUCCCUCUGGAAGCAAGUCAAUUAAGCAUCCCUCUGGAAGCAAGUCAAUUAAGCAUCCCUCUGGAAGCAAGUCAAUUAAGCAUCCCUCUGGAAGCAAGUCAGUUAAGCAUCCCUCUGGAAGCAAGUCAGUUAAGCAUCCCUCUGGAAGCAAGUCAAUUAAGCAUCCCUCUGGAAGCAAGUCAGUUAAGCAUGCCUCUGGAAGCAAGUCAAUUAAGCAUCCCUCAGGAAGCAAGGAAAUUAAGCAUCCCUCUGGAAGCAAGGAAAUUAAGCAUCCCUCUGGAAGCAAGUCAAUUAAGCAUCCGUCUGGAAGCAAGUCAGUUAAGCAUCCCUCUGGAAGCAAGUCAAUUAAGCAUCACUCAGGAAGCAAGGAAACUAAGCAUCCCUCAGGAAGCAAGGAAGUUAAGCAUCCCUCUGGAAGCAAGGAAAUUAAGCAUCCCUCUGGAAGCAAGGAAGUUAAGCAUCCCUCUGGAAGCAAGUCAAUUAAGCAUCCCUCUGGAAGCAAGUCAAUUAAGCAUCCCUCUGGAAGCAAGUCAAUUAAGCAUCACUCUGGAAGCAAGUCAGUUAAGCAUCCCUCUGGAAGCAAGUCAAUUAAGCAUCCCUCUGGAAGCAAGUCAAUUAAGCAUCCCUCUGGAAGCAAGUCAAUUAAGCAUCCCUCUGGAAGCAAGUCAAUUAAGCAUCCCUCUGGAAGCAAGUCAAUUAAGCAUCACUCAGGAAACAAGGACAGUAAGCAUGGCUCCUGCCGGGGGAAGUCCUGUGAAAAACCUGAUAAACCUUGCAGGGGAAAAUCCUGUGAGAAGCCUUGCAAGGGGAAAUCCUGUGAGAAGCCCGAUAAACCUUGCAAAGGGAAAUCAUGUGAGAAGCCUGAUAAACCUUGCAAAGGGAAAUCAUGUGAGAAGCCCGAUAAACCAUGCAAGGGGAAAUCCUGUGAGCAGCCUUGCAAAGGGAAAUCUUGUGAAAAGCCCGAUAAACCAUGCAAGGGGAAAUCCUGUGAGCAGCCUUGCAAAGGGAAAUCUUGUGAGAAGCCAUGCAAGGGGAAAUCAUGUGAGAAGCCCGAUAAACCAUGCAAGGGGAAAUCCUGUGAGCAGCCUUGCAAAGGGAAAUCUUGUGAGAAGCCCGAUAAACCAUGCAAGGGGAAAUCCUGUGAGCAACCUUGCAAAGGGAAAUCUUGUGAGAAGCCAUGCAAGGGGAUAUCCUGUGAGAAGCCUGAUAAACCUUGCAAGGGGAAAUCCUGUGAGAAGCCCGAUAAACCAUGCAAGGGGAAAUCUUGUGAGAAGCCCGAUAAACCAUGCACAGGGAAAUCUUGUGAGAAGCCUGAUAAACCAUGCACAGGGAAAUCUUGUGAGAAGCCUGAUAAACCAUGCACAGGUAAUUCUUGUGAGAAGCCUGAUAAACCAUGCUCAGGGAAAUCUUGUGAGAAGCCCGAUAAACCAUGCACAGGGAAAUCUUGUGAGAAGCCUGAUAAACCAUGCACAGGGAAAUCUUGUGAGAAGCCUGAUAAACCAUGCACAGGGAAAUCUUGUGAGAAGCCUGAUAAACCGUGCUCAGGGAAAUCUUGUGAGAAGCCCGAUAAACCAUGCACAGGGAAAUCUUGUGAGAAGCCUGAUAAACCAUGCACAGGUAAUUCUUGUGAGAAGCCUGAUAAACCAUGCUCAGGGAAAUCUUGUGAGAAGCCCGAUAAACCAUGCACAGGGAAAUCUUGUGAGAAGCCUGAUAAACCAUGCACAGGGAAAUCUUGUGAGAAGCCUGAUAAACCAUGCACAGGGAAAUCUUGUGAGAAGCCCGAUAAACCAUGCACGGGGAAAUCUUGUGAGAAGCCUGAUAAACCAGACCUCCCUGAUAAGCCUGACAAACCUGAUAAGCCAGACAAGCCUGAUAAACCAGACAAGCCUGACAAACCAGACAAGCCUGAUAAGCCGGACAAACCCGAUAAGCCAGACAAACCUGAUAAGCCAGACAUACCCGAUAAGCCUGACAAACCAGACAAGCCUGAUAAGCCGGACAAACCCGAUAAGCCAGACAAACCUGAUAAGCCAGACAUACCCGAUAAGCCGGACAAACCCGAUAAGCCGGACAAACCUGAUAAACCAGACAAUCCUGAUAAGCCAGACAAGCCUGAUAAACCAGACAAGCCUGACAAACCAGACAAGCCUGAUAAGCCGGACAAACCCGAUAAACCAGACAAACCUGAUAAGCCAGACAAACCCGAUAAACCAGACAAGCCUGAUAAACCAGACAAUCCUCAUAAGCCAGACAAGCCUGACAAACCAGACAAGCCUGAUAAGCCGGACAAACCCGAUAAACCAGACAAACCUGAUAAGCCAGACAAACCCGAUAAACCAGACAAGCCUGAUAAACCAGACAAUCCUCAUAAGCCAGACAAGCCUGACAAACCAGACAAGCCUGAUAAGCCGGACAAACCCGAUAAACCAGACAAACCUGAUAAGCCAGACAUACCCGAUAAGCCGGACAAACCUGAUAAGCCGGACAAACCAGAUAAACCAGACAAACCUGAUAAGCCAGACAUACCCGAUAAGCCGGACAAACCUGAUAACGGCGGUGGUUGUGGGUGUGACAAACCAGACCACCCAGGUAGUGGCAGCAAGCCUUGCGACUGCGGCUGCUGUAACACCGUCAUUGUCCCCAAGGUAGACAUCGACAUCAAAGUGAGUGUCAGCGCCGACAUCAUCAGGAACUGUACAAGACAUAAACUGCGAGAGCUGCUGGGGCUUAUCACGGAGCAACACUUCCAUAAACAAAUCGACCUCGGAGAAGUCACAGGUGAUCUCCUUCCUGGGAUAGAGGUUCACGCCUCCAAUACAACAGAACAGAUAAACAAAACUCCAGAAACAAAUGGAACGAUUAUUCCCAAGACAACAGAUACACCACCGACAUCAAGAGUCUCCACUACCAUUCCACCCGAGUCGACGACAUUGACAACGACGAUCGCCCCGACCACAACUUCGACUACAACCACAACAUCGACUACAACAACCACGUCUACCACAACAACGCCAACGCCGUUCCAGUGUUACCAGUGCGAGGGGGUGGAGUGUCAGAGCCCGUGGGUGGAUCCUUGUCCCUCCGCUCUCUGCCGCACCACCAUAAAACAAGACUCCGAAGGGAAGCGAACACUCAGUAAAAGCUGCAGUAACGAGGCGUUCUGUGAAAAGGAGUGGUGGCAGAAAACUGCCCCAAACAACGAGUGCUUCUUCUUGGACGAAAGUCCGUCCGGUCCACCUGACAUGCCACUCACGUGUACAUUCUGUUGUGAAGGGACACGGUGCAACAAAAACUUUCUUCCAGAUUUCAGCAAACUGUACAGCAAAAAUCACCACGGGACAUCAAGACCAGAGAGUGAAAACUAAUAUCUUUGGCCUAUAUGAAUGUUACAUUUACCGUUGGAAUAAUAUUCUAGUCGAGCAAACACCGAAAUGCGAAAUCAUCUACAUAAAUACAUUGUAAAAUAUAAAAACAGCAAUGUCUGAAGCUAUAUUUGUGGCAUAUGCACUAGUACAUGUCUGUUAUAGUAUGGAGCUCUUCGAAACAACAUCUCAAUAAAAGGAGAAUAGACUCUUUAUGCCGCUCUUCUCAAUAGACUAUCUGUGCGCGCAAGCUAAUGAAAAGCUAUUUGUUUCUUAUAUGGAAUAAACACAUGCGCAGCCU